CAAGAGUGAGACAGAGAGGAGAAAACAGCUGGAGGAAGAAAAAGGGGAUACAUUUGUGGAUGACAAAAGGAUGGGUUUCCAUUUAAUUAAGCGGCUGAGAGGCAUGAGUGUGGUGUUAGUGCUACUGCCUACGGUCCUGUUUCUUAUGCUCGCAGGGGCUCAGCGAGCUUGCCCCAAGAACUGCAGAUGUGAUGGCAAAAUUGUGUACUGUGAAUCACAUGCAUUCAGAGAUAUCCCUCAGAAUAUUUCUGGAGGGUCUCAAGGCUUAUCGCUACGGUACAACAGCAUCCAGAAGCUUAAAUCAAAUCAGUUUGCAGGCCUGAAUCAGCUCGUAUGGCUUUAUCUUGACCAUAAUUACAUCAGCUCCGUAGACGAGGAUGCGUUUCAGGGGAUCCGUCGGCUGAAGGAAUUAAUUCUGAGCUCCAACAAAAUUACCCAUCUGCACAACAAAACAUUUCACCCGGUCCCCAAUCUCCGCAAUCUGGACCUUUCUUACAACAAGUUGCAGGUGUUGCAAUCUGAGCAAUUUAAGGGCCUUCGCAAACUCUUGAUCUUGCACUUGCGGUCGAACUCAUUGAAAACGGUGCCAAUCAGAGUUUUUCAAGAUUGCCGAAAUCUCGAUUUUCUGGAUUUGGGCUACAACCGUCUGCGGAGUUUAUCCCGUAAUGCUUUCGCUGGCCUCUUGAAGCUAACAGAGCUCCACUUGGAGCACAAUCAGUUUUCGAAGAUCAACUUUGCCCACUUUCCACGCCUCUUCAACCUCCGCUCUAUUUAUUUGCAAUGGAAUAGGAUCCGGUCUAUUAACCAAGGGCUAACAUGGACUUGGAGUUCCUUGCACAACUUGGAUUUAUCGGGGAAUGACAUCACUGGGAUAGAACCUGGGACCUUCAAAUGCCUGCCCAACCUGCAAAAGCUGAACUUGGAUUCCAACAAACUCACCAACGUCUCUCAGGAGACUGUCAAUGCGUGGAUCUCGCUAAUAUCCAUCACUCUGUCCGGAAAUAUGUGGGAAUGUACUCGAAGCAUUUGCCCUCUUGUUACUUGGCUUAAGAAUUUCAAGGGAAAUAAAGAAAGCACUAUGAUAUGCGCGGGUCCUAAGCAAAUCCAGGGCGAAAAGGUGAGCGAUGCUGUGGAAACAUAUAAUAUCUGUGCCGAAAUCCAGGUUGUGGUCACUGAAAGAUCAUACCAGCCACCUAAAACACCCCAGAGACCUCUCUUUAUCCCCAAACCUACCAUUUCCAAACUGGAAAACAAUCAAAUGACCUCUGUGAUGCCCACUCCUUCUCCAGACUUACCAACACCUGGAACAGAACCAGAGUAUGAGCAUGUUUCCUUUCAUAAAAUCAUUGCUGGGAGUGUCGCCCUCUUUCUUUCAGUGGCUAUGAUUUUGUUGGUUAUCUACGUGUCUUGGAAGCGGUACCCAGCCAGCAUGAAACAACUGCAGCAACACUCUCUCAUGAAGAGGCGCAGGAAAAAGGCCAGAGAGUCCGAAAGGCAAAUGAACUCCCCUUUACAGGAGUAUUACGUGGACUACAAGCCGACAAACUCUGAGACCAUGGAUGUAUCAGUUAAUGGAUCUGGGCCCUGCACAUAUACCAUCUCUGGCUCCAGGGAAUGUGAGGUCCCUCACCCCAUGAAGACCUUGCCCUAUUACAGCUAUGACCAACCAGUGAUCGGAUACUGCCAGGCCCACAAGCCUCUCCAUGUAAAUAAGGCGUACGACACCAUCUCCCGGGCGGAGCAGGUUGAGACCACCAACCUGGAACUCAGUCGAGACCACAGCUUCAUAGCAACAAUUGCGCGCUCAGCCGCUCCAGCCAUUUACAUUGAGAGAAUACCAAACUAAUCAUGGAGACCGCUUCUUCGGGAAUGGGUGGGAGUAGGGAAUUCUUUUGAGGAACUUUCAUCUCAGAAGAGAACAGGACAAGAAAAACAAAAAUCUACCAUUCCAGUUGCAAAUGUUCCAACACAAACAAAAGGAAAAGGGAUAAAGAAAAGUGUGGAAAUUCUGUCUUGCAAUUCAGCGCUGAGAACUUGAAGAUUUUCUUUUGCUUUAAAACUUUAAAACAAACUCCUUGGUGUAAAUAUUAAAGAGAGAUUGUCAAGUUCUUAUUAAAAAUAGAUUCACUCUAGCUACAUAAAGGGAUGGAUUAAGAGUUCUGUUUGUAUAUUUGAUUUUUCUACAUUGCACGGUUCUUGAGAAGGAGAACCACAGGUAAAAAUGAGGUGGGAGGUUCCAAGGUUGGUCAGUCAUAGUUUCUUUAUUAAGUGUUUAUUACUCUUAAAGCUUUGUUUAAAUUGAUUUUUCUUUCCUUUUUUAAAUCAAAGAACAAAAUAAUGGCUAUUUUAUUUUACUUUUGGGGGGAGGGGUCAAGUGCUAAUAUUUUGAACUUCAAACAUGGGCAUUACAGCUUGUGUUGAACCAAAAGGACGUUGGCAAUUGAUGCAGCAGAACAAAGAAAGAAAGAAAGAAACAAAAACCUUGGGUGCAUGUACAUUUUAAGACACAUGCUGUGCACUAUGGAGGGUGCUUUGGAUUUUUUUACUAUCUUCAUCGUGCUUCAUUGUCGACACUAUAAUUACCAUUUGGGCUCUAAAAAUGGGGAAACAUGAUGGAAUAUCAGUUCACACAUUUACAAUCCAGAGAUGGCAUGGGAAAAAAUAAUGGACUUUUGGGUACCCAAAUGGAUGCAAUGUGCCCAAAAUGGAUUGGACGGUCAAAGGCAUAAAGCAGGAGCAUUUCAAUGAAACUCAAUGGCUGACACAAUUUCUAAAACACAGGAGAAUGUGUAGCAUUGGUUUUGUUUUGUUUUUUUAAUUAAUUAUUAUGAUGAGUUAGCUUUUGUGUAGAUUUUAUCAA
This is a messenger RNA of Terrapene triunguis (Three-toed box turtle), 2860 nucleotides long. RefSeq names its product leucine rich repeat transmembrane neuronal 4 (gene LRRTM4). The transcript has 3 exons. The coding region runs from base 71 to 1846 and encodes 591 amino acids. Gene Ontology annotation, molecular function: protein binding. The record is from RefSeq and is a predicted model, not a curated record. NCBI's taxonomy places the organism in Eukaryota, Metazoa, Chordata, Testudines, Emydidae.